AUGGCGUCAUCGCAAACACCCCUUCCUCCAUCCAACCCCCUCCAGGGAGUCCCAGCUCACAUCCUCUCCCUGCUUGCACGACUGCACAAGGAAUCAAAGGCCCAAGAAGCAGCCCUGUCGAACGAGGACUUCAAGGACCGCAGCUUCGACGAUGUCAUGCGCGACAAAUUCAUCGCGCUCGAUGAGGACAAGGCGCAGUUCCUCUUCCAGCUCUGUCGCGCCAUCAAUGCGAAGACUGUCGUCGAAGCUGGCACCUCUUACGGCGUCAGCACCAUCUACCUCGCCCUCGCUGUCUCAGCCAAUGUUGCUGCUACCGGCGGCGAGGGGCGUGUCACUGCCACGGAAUACGAGCCGACGAAAGCCAGGAAGGCCCGAGAGUACUGGCAGGAGUGCGGGGAAGUGUUGGCAUUGACUGACCGCGAUGCAGUCUGGACGCCAAUGGCCCUGCCCACAUUGAAAUUGGUACAACCUCAUAUGCGAUACGGAGCCGUGGUGAUCGCAGACAACACUGUCGGCGCGGCUGAGGGGUAUAAAGACUUGUUGAAUUAUAUGCGCGACCCAGACAGUGGCUUCACCAAUCUGACUCUGCCUUACAGUCGGGGGUUAGAAAUGAGCGUGUACUUGCCAAGGCGAUAG
Rasamsonia emersonii CBS 393.64 is the source of this 636-nucleotide messenger RNA. Its product is annotated as O-methyltransferase. The transcript is spliced from 2 exons. Gene Ontology annotation, molecular function: O-methyltransferase activity. The coding region runs from base 1 to 636 and encodes 211 amino acids. Lineage: Eukaryota; Fungi; Ascomycota; Eurotiomycetes; Eurotiales; Trichocomaceae. The record is from RefSeq and is a predicted model, not a curated record.